Physcomitrium patens is the source of this 1724-nucleotide messenger RNA. RefSeq names its product transcription factor-like protein DPB. Gene Ontology annotation, cellular component: transcription regulator complex; nucleus. The record is from RefSeq and is a predicted model, not a curated record. NCBI's taxonomy places the organism in Eukaryota, Viridiplantae, Streptophyta, Bryopsida, Funariales, Funariaceae. Gene Ontology annotation, molecular function: DNA-binding transcription factor activity, RNA polymerase II-specific; RNA polymerase II transcription regulatory region sequence-specific DNA binding. Gene Ontology annotation, biological process: regulation of transcription by RNA polymerase II; regulation of cell cycle.
GCAAGCAAACAACGUAACGCAAAGCAAAGCAGCACCGAAAGGAAAGGGAAGGAAACGGGAAGAAGAAGGGGAGAGCAUCAAUCAGCAUCGGGACCCGCAGCCAGCAGCAGAUCAGUAGUGCAUUCAUAUUUCUGUUUGAUUUGAUGCCCCUCCCCCCUACUCACUCCCUCCCUCCCUUCACCGGCAUUCAGAUAGAUAGAUGCCCACAGCGAGAGAGAGAGUGGCGCACCUCCUCCGCCGUCAAGAUGCAGGGAUAGUGUUGCAGUUGCUUGCCAAGAGGUAGCUGUGCAUCGUGGAGCUGUAGCAUAAUUCGCAGUGAUUGGCAAAUCUCCAAUGUGGUGGGACCAACAGGGGGCUCAAUCCCACUACAAGGAUUCAAUGUGUUUUCGUUAAUGGCCUCAGUCAAAUGGAUUUGGUGGAUUUCAAGCACAGAGACUCAGAUUCCCAGAGCUUGAUCACUAUCUGCAAUUAUAUUUAAUUCAUACUCGCAUCACCUUGACUAUACAAUUUAGGAGAUUGGUCAGAAGAUUUGAGUCCUUCGUGUACACACAUACUGGGACACAAUGGUGAGCAACGGUAUUGACGCCCGGCUCUCACACCUUGAUGAUCCCGAUUCUCCAGAUGCCGAAGUAAUUGGAGGAAAGAAAAAACGAGGUGGAAGGGCAGGUGGAGGAGAGAAGGGUGGAAAAGGUCUUCGGCACUUCAGCAUGAAAGUAUGCGAAAAAGUGGAAAGCAAGGGGCGGACCACUUACAAUGAGGUGGCAGAUGAGUUAGUUGCCGAGUUUACUAAUCCAGACAGCCCUCACGUCUCCCCUGAUCAGCAACAAUAUGAUGAGAAGAACAUUCGGCGGCGUGUUUAUGAUGCCCUUAAUGUCCUCAUGGCUGUGGGUAUAAUUUUGAAGGACAAAAAAGACAUUCAGUGGAAGGGGUUUCCGUCUGCCAGCCUUGACGAUGUUGCAGAUCUGAAGGCUGAAAGCAUGCGGAUCAGAGGAAGAAUCGAGCGUAAAUCUGCCUAUCUACAUGAAUUACAGUCUCAGAUGACUGGCUUGCGUAACCUGGUUUCUCGCAAUGAGCGACUUUCUCAGGGAAACAACUCAGUUCCGCAUGUGGCACUUCCAUUUAUUCUUGUGCAAACUCGACCGCAGGCUACUGUGGAAGUAGAAAUUUCUGAGGACAUGCAAGUUGUGCAUUUCGAUUUCAACAGUACACCAUUUGAGCUUCAUGACGAUGCAUAUGUCCUCAAGGCAAUGAACUUGCAAGAACAGCCGGAUAGUAAUUGCCCAGAUGGGUUGGAUCAUGCCGACUUCGAUGAUGGGCUCGGCAAUUUUGGAGAGGAUUCCCCGCCGCUCUCUGGCGUAUUUCAGCGUUCAAUGUAUCCUGCUCAUCCCAGCUCCCCUUAUUAUGCCUCUAUGUCCAGUGCUGGUAAAAAUUCGUCUUGGCCUCCCGUCCCAGGUAUUCUAAAAUCCAAGGUGAAGCAUGAGAAUGCCUCAUAGUGGUAUUCAUGUUGAGAAGUGGUGGUUUGAAAACAAAUAGGUACACCUGUAGAAAGGACCUCUUAGAACUUGAUUAGUACUCUGGCCACAAAGCCUGACUUUUCGUUUUAAUGUAUUGCACCACUAACCAUUGAUAUUUAUUUGAGCAUAGAGUAAGAUUUGCCUCAGCUAACCCCCUGCAAAGGAGCUGUACAAUACAUGAAUAAUAGAAUGAUUCUUUUGCGAAAGUAA